UGUUUCCAGAACCUAGAAAUGUCUCAUCAGCUCGCUGUUUAUAAGAAGAGAAGAGAGCGAGAAACGUUGAGGUCCCAUGAACAAUAAUGGAGAACAUUCCUGGGAGAAGGAAGUAAAAAUGGAGCAACACUGGUCGACAGUUGGUGCACUGCUUCUAGCUCUCAGUGCAUUCGUGCACUAUGACAUCGCUUUUGCUGCAGAAGCUGAUGGUAACUCAACAGCCAAGCCAGGAGUGUGUCCUAGCAGACUCUGGGGCGUUGGAAAGUGUGCUGAAUUUUGCACCAAUGACACUGACUGCCCUAAAGAUGAGAAGUGCUGCUACAAUGGAUGUGGGCAUGAGUGCAUGGCACCACACACAGUGAAGCCGGGCCGCUGUGCCCUUCCCCAGGGAACCCCCAUGUGUGCCGAGUACUGCUAUCAUGACGGGCAGUGUCCAGGAGAGCAGAAGUGCUGCAAGACAUCCUGUGGCCACGCCUGCAGUGAGCCCUGCUGACCGGAUGGCACAGAGACUCAGCUGCAACAGAAAUGUAUCAUGUUUACUUUUUUUACAACUCCAUGGUAGCACUCUUUGGCGCAAUAUCUGAGCACUGGAUGGCACCAAGUUGGAUUCUUUGGAGGAGAAAUUAAAUUGUUGUUAAAAUGCCAUUUUAUGUGCCUGUACUUUAAGUGUGUACACAAAUUUAAUAGUUAUGUAUCUUCUAGUAUAUUCUAAAUGAAUGAAAAUGUACUUUACUUAUAUAUCACCUUUUUUUUUUUUAGGUGUAGAGCAAUUUUGUAUUCCAACGAAUAAACAUGUUUCCAGAAGCUAGACAUGUCCCAUCACCUUGCUGCUGUUUUUAAGGUCCCUUUUAUGGGUUUUUUAGAUGAGAGCUUGGCUCAACAAAAAAAAGUGAUGAAAUGUACCAAGGAUAGAAAAUGUUUCCUGGCAGAAAAGCAGACUAUUUCAAAAGGUGGCCAAGAAUGCCUGUUGCACCACAUCAAUCUUCAAAUGCAGCUUGAAUUCAUUUUUUGGAAAUGAUUUACACCCAUUCCCAAACAUACAGGCUAAAUAAAGGGCUGUGACGGGCCACUUAUCAUUGAA
Messenger RNA from Pseudoliparis swirei, 1081 nucleotides. Its product is annotated as WAP four-disulfide core domain protein 18-like. The transcript has 4 exons. Gene Ontology annotation, molecular function: peptidase inhibitor activity. Gene Ontology annotation, cellular component: extracellular region. Gene Ontology annotation, biological process: innate immune response; antibacterial humoral response. Bases 77 to 493 code for a protein of 138 amino acids. NCBI's taxonomy places the organism in Eukaryota, Metazoa, Chordata, Actinopteri, Perciformes, Liparidae. The record is from RefSeq and is a predicted model, not a curated record.